This is a messenger RNA of Microthlaspi erraticum, 2673 nucleotides long. NCBI's taxonomy places the organism in Eukaryota, Viridiplantae, Streptophyta, Magnoliopsida, Brassicales, Brassicaceae. The record is from the annotation of a GenBank genome assembly.
AUGCAGCAGUCUGGUUACGAUGAGAUGCAGUUGUUGCAGCAGCAGUUGAUGCCAAAGCAACUACAUGCUCUUCAAAGGCAGCAGCAGAACUUUUUGAACCCCUGUUCAUCAGCAGUCCAGAAGAAAGCUAAUAAUACCGGGCAGUUUCCACCUUUGCUUGAUGCAAUGCCUCUAAAUGAUUCGUCACAAAUGUAUACAAACUGGGCGCAGAGGAAUGCAUCUCCAGGUCAACAAGGAACAACCAUGUUUUCGAUGGGCCUUGGUUCUCAGCAGCUUGAUAUCUCUCUAUACGGUAAUCCGGUUUCUAAUGCAAGAAACAAUAUGAGUCAACAACAUCCUGGCAAUCUAGCAGCUAGGCCUCCUAGUGCUCAAUCACAGAGUUCUUUGAUGCAGUUAUCGGAUUUUAAUAACCCCUUCCUUGUAAGUCAGUAUGAUAUGUCUCCAGCGCAAGCAUCUCUACAACAUGGAGGAUUUAUUUCAAAUCCUGGAGUUUCCAGCGGGAGGCAGGAGGAGCAAGUAACUUGGUCUUCGUUUCAGCAGAAGGAUUCAAAAGUGUCUCAGGCUUUGGUUCCUCUUGACCCACUGGAAGAGAAGAUUCUGUUCAGCAUGGAAGAUAGUAGUAUUUCCGAGAUUGCUUCUGGAGUGUUCGGUGACAAAUUUGACAGUGUGAGUUUCUCCAGCCCUUUCCCAUCUAUGCAGAGUGGGAGCUGGAGCGCGCUUGUGCAGACUGCUGUUGCAGAAGCUUCUAGCAGCGAUACUGGUCUUCAGGAGGAGUUUAGCGGGUUAACAUACCAGAAUAUGGAACUAUCUGCGGACAUUAACGACAUAUCCAAUUUCAUGGACAGUGAUAAGCAACAGGCUGGCUGUGUGAAUAAUAAUACCCUGCAAGGCUCUGCGUCAUUAAACUCUAGCUUUCCUGGGUUUCAGGUGCCUUUAGAUCAGCUGAGAUCAGGUAUCUUUCAGGAUGAAAGUACUCAUGAUUCCGCUCAGAGGUCCUCGAACGUGACUGGUCAUUGGGUGGAUUGUAAUCAGCAGGUGCCAUCAGGUGUGUCUUUUGAUAAUUUAUCUAUGAGUAAUACAUAUCUGCAGUCCUCCGGGAUGCUUGGUCAGCAAUCUCAGACAGGCAAUUAUCGCUCCAGUACAACUGAUUUAUCUGCAAGUCACUUACCCGGCAUGUCUUCAUUUGACCCUUCUCAAGGUGGAAAAUGGUUGAACGUGCCUUCUCAGCUCGGUAAAGCAGGGACAGUCCCGCAGUUUAUACAGCAGAAUGAUCUGGCUACUAUGCAGACAAUCAAUCCAUUUGUAGCAUCUCAACCUGACAACGCAACAUUUCCAGGAGUCAUUUUGGAUACUGGCUUUGGAGGUCACACCUCGAGUCAAACUAGAUCACCCCAGCAAGGUACCAAUCAGCAGUUCAAUGUGUGGAUGGACUUACCAACUCGCCAACAUACUUUGAAUCAGGAAUCACUCAACGUUCCCUUGAAUUCAAGUUAUUCAACAAGCUGGACCCAACAUCUGUCGCCCACAGCAGAUAACAUGCAACAGAGGGUUGGUUUGCCUCAAGAGCAGGGAUCAGCUGCUAAGAGCAUCUUUGAUUUUACUGCGUCUAACAGAGAUUUCAACAAACUCCAGAGGGAGAAUAGCAUAGAUUUUGGUACAAGUUCGAAGUUAUAUGAACAAAACUAUGGAUUCAAAUUGCCAAUGGAUAGCGGUAUGAGCUCAAUGUCGCAGCUUAAGUCCAAUGCGUUCGCUGACUCAAAGAUGGAACAAAAUGUUUUUUCCACUGGGAAGCAGCUUGGUGGCAGUAGCCAUCUUAAUCUUCCCGCAUCAGCGCCUGUGUGGUUCAAGCAGAUGGGAGCUUUUAGAAAUGACCAGAUGCAACCUGCAUAUGACUCUCAGGAGACUCCCGAUCAGUUGCCUCAGCAUUCUAAGCCUUUAAACAUAUUGAACAAAGACAGAGAGAUAAUCACACCAAAGAAACGAAAGCUUAUGAGAAGAAAGCAGUUGGCUUGGCAUAAAGAAGUCUCCAAUGCAUCCCAAAGGGAACACACAAUCAGUGGAGCAGAAGAAGAAUGGGCCAGAGUUGGUAACCUAUUAGUUGAGAAGGCCGAGUAUGAUACUCAGAGUGAAUUUGCGCAUCCAUUGCACCGUUCAAAGAGAAGACUUGUUCUAACAUCACAGCUUAUGCAACAGCUAUUUGAUCCGCCUCCAUCGUUCCUUUUGUUUUCAGCUGCAUUGUCAAGCUACGAUUCUCUGCUAUUUUCCGUUGCUAGAGCAACCCUUAGUGAUGCUUGCAGCUUUACCCACAAAGGAAAUAAAGUGUUGCCGUUAUCGUCUCCUGAGGUUGAUAAGAUACCGGAAAAGAUUGAGAAUUUUGAGAGAAGGGAUAUGCAACAUACUGAAGUUGCUGAAAGAUUAACAGAGAAAGCAAAGAAACUCGGGGAAAGCUUGGAAAGACUGGAGAGAACGCCGAGAAUGGCAGACAUACAAUUCGAAAUAGCGGAUUUGGAUAAGUUCUCUGUUAUCAACCGGUUUGCGAGGUUUCACAGCAAAGGGCCAGACUCUGGAAACCCUUCACAAGUCACCCUUCUAAAACCUACACCACAGAGAUACAUUGCAUUGGGACCCAUGCCUCGGAACCUACCAGAGGGAGUACAAUGCAUUUCGUUAUGA